AUGAGCUUCCGGGAUGCGCUUCAGACAUAUUUAGAUAAUCCGGAAAGGCAUAAAGACCAGGUACUAUGGUCAAACGAAGACGUAGUAAUUAUCAGGGACCUUUACCCCAAAUCAACCUUCCACUAUCUAAUCUUGCCUAAAUUGCAUACGCAUGAGCAUCCACUUUAUGCCUUCAAAGAAAAUGAAAUAUUUUACCGGGAAGUAGAAAAUUACGUAAAAUUGACAAAAGAAAUUUUAAGGCAAAACUUAAAUAAACAUGAUGCUUUUGCCAAAUUAGAUGGGGAGAACUUCAUUAACACUUUUUUAAAGGUGGGAGUACAUUCCAUUCCCAGUUUGAAAAAUUUACAUAUCCAUGUAAUAUCCAAAGAUUUUCACUCUCCUAGACUAAAAAACAAGAAGCACUACAAUUCGUUUAAUACAGAUUUCUUUGUAGACUUUGAAAAACUAUGUCCUUACCCGAGACAAAACUCAGAGGAAGAGGAAGAGGAAAAGGAAAAGGAAGCAAUGCUAAAGUCCGAAGCUGAUACAGACAUAGAAUCUGGAUUAAGCGCUAGUGAAAGCGACGACUUGGAACGAAAGGCUGACGAGCCGCCCGAGACAAUCCCCCAAGCGCCGGAAAAUAAGCCUCACCAUAUCUAUGCACCUUUCUCACACCUAAUUGCUGGAAAAUCUCCUCACUCUCCCGAAACCAAAAAAAAAGAAACAAAUAGAUUGGAGGACAUUUUGAAGUCUCCUUUAAUAUGUCUGUAUUGUGGAAGAAACUUUGACAACAAGUUCUCGUCUUUGAAAGUCCACCUUAAGCAAGAAUUCAAUAAGAAAUUUUCUAGUAUUUAA
Molecule: messenger RNA, 834 nt
Organism: Dujonia railenensis
Lineage: Eukaryota; Fungi; Ascomycota; Pichiomycetes; Serinales; Debaryomycetaceae
Source: the annotation of a GenBank genome assembly